Molecule: messenger RNA, 468 nt
Organism: Cyphellophora attinorum
Lineage: Eukaryota; Fungi; Ascomycota; Eurotiomycetes; Chaetothyriales; Cyphellophoraceae
Product: putative glutathione S-transferase
Exons: 1
Coding region: 1-468 (155 amino acids)
Biological process (GO): glutathione metabolic process; L-phenylalanine catabolic process
Cellular component (GO): mitochondrion
Molecular function (GO): maleylacetoacetate isomerase activity; glutathione transferase activity
Source: RefSeq, a predicted model, not a curated record
AUGGCAACCACAACGACCAAACCCCAGUACACCUACACCCUCUACACCUUCUACAACUCCUCCUGCUCCGCCCGCGUCCGCAUCGCCUGCCACCUAAAGUCCAUCCCCCUGCAAUACAAAUACAUCGACCUCCUCACCUCCGGCCAGAACGCGCCCUCCUACGCUGCGCUCAACCCCUCUGAAUUCGUGCCCUUGCUCGUUGUCACGGACUCCGCCUCUGGUGACGAAGUCGCGCGCAUCUCCCAAUCCACCGCUAUCCUCGAAUAUCUCGAGGAGACUGUUCCGGAUGCAGCAUGUCGACUGCUGCCGACUGAUGCGCUGGCAAGAGCUCAGGUCAGGGAGUUGUGGGGUGUGAUUGCGUGUGAUACGCAGCCUGUCACGAACCAGCGGAUUGUCAAGUAUCUCAAAGCUCACGACCAGGGAGGAUGGGAGCAGGAGUGGCAGUCGCAUUUCUUGCUCAAGGGCUGA